AUGGCAACUCAAAAUGUUGAUUCUGGUCAUGAAGACAUGGUUCACGAUGCUCAAUUUGAUUAUUAUGGUAAAUUUUUAGCAACAUGUUCAUCAGAUAAAAUGAUUAAAAUUUUUGAUGUAGGCGGUGAAAAUCCACAACACCUUGUAGAUUUAAGAGGACACGAAGGUCCAGUAUGGCAAGUUGCUUGGGCACACCCAAAAUUUGGAAAGAUUUUAGCAUCAGCAUCAUACGAUCGUAAAGUUAUUGUUUGGAAAGAAGUUGGUAAUAAUAGUUGGAGUAUCAUUCAUCAAUAUGCAGGUCAUGAAUUAUCAGUAAAUUCAAUCUCAUGGGCACCACAUGAAUUUGGUUUAAGUCUAGCAUGUGCAAGUUCGGAUGGUUCAGUUACAAUUCAUAAUUAUAAUAAUAAUGUUUGGGAAGCACCACAAAAGAUUCAAGUAUCACAAAUUGGUGUAAAUUCAGUAUCAUGGUCACCAGCAGCAAUACCAACAUCAUUGGUAAAUAGUGCCAAUACAAUUAUUCCAGCACCAAUUAAACGAAUUGUUACAGGUUCAUGUGAUAAUUUGAUAAAGAUUUUCAAGAAUGUAGAAGAUAAAUGGAUUCUUGAUAAACAAUUGGAAGAUCAUAAAGAUUGGGUUAGAGAUGUUGCAUGGGCACCAAAUAUUGGCUUACCAUAUUCUAAAAUCGCAUCUUGUUCACAAGAUCGUUCCGUCAUUGUUUGGACUCAAGAUGAAAAUGGUGUUUGGUCUGGUAAACCUUUACCAAAAUUCGAUGAUAUCGUUUGGAGAGUUAGUUGGUCUGUCAUUGGUAAUAUUUUAGCUGUUUCAUGUGGUGAUAAUCAAGUAACUCUUUGGAAAGAAGGUGUUGAUUCUGAAUGGAAAUUAAUUUCUCAUGUUGAAAAUAAUUAA
Messenger RNA from Dictyostelium discoideum AX4, 906 nucleotides. It is a transcript of the gene sec13, whose product is annotated as WD40 repeat-containing protein. The coding region runs from base 1 to 906 and encodes 301 amino acids. Gene Ontology annotation, molecular function: structural molecule activity. NCBI's taxonomy places the organism in Eukaryota, Evosea, Eumycetozoa, Dictyosteliales, Dictyosteliaceae. The transcript has 5 exons. Gene Ontology annotation, cellular component: endoplasmic reticulum membrane; nuclear pore; lysosomal membrane. The record is from RefSeq and is a predicted model, not a curated record.